AUCAGACUGAACGUGUUAUGAGAACUAGGCACGACUUCCUACGCCUCCCUAUUGUUUUGUUAUGCGCCUUUUGCCUUUUGAUUAAAUGGACCUUCACGCCUUUCACACGUCCUGAGAACAAGACAAGACACCCGAGGAGAGCUCACAGGCAGUCAGGGGUCCUAAAAUUGGGAGCCAUCUUGAAUAUAUUGUGAAGAAUAAAGUAUGAUUUUGGGACAAACUUAGCAGUUGGAGCUGGAACUACUGUGAGAGCUGCUGUUAUAGAGAAUUCUGACCAGUCACAUUCGAGAGUUCAGCGGUGCUGUGGCUGUUUUUGUGCAGUUGGGCGAUGGGUUUUGGGGAGGAUCUGUGGUGCCAUCAGGGUCAUGCUGCUCUGCUGCGGCUGCAGGACUCUGAGCUGAGACUCAUGGAGGUGAUGAAGAAGUGGAUGACACAGAGAGCCAAGAGCGACCGUGAGUUCUCUGCACAGCUGCAUCAGAUGGCAGCCGUAGUGGAGAAACUGGAGGGCCCUCAGCCUGGAGGAGGCUUGGAUUACAUCAGCCAGCUCCAUAAGUCGUGGAACGUGCUGUUGAGGGAGACGGAGAACCUGAGCCGGAUCCUCCGCAAGCACUCUGAAGACCUGCUGGUGGGUCCGCUUAGCAAGCUCACACUUCUAAUCAGAGACAAACAGCAGCUAAAGAAGACGUACAGCGAGCAGUGGAGCCACCUCAGCCAGGAGCUAUGCAGGGUCACCCAAACUGAGCUGGACCGUCUGAAGUCUAAUUACAAGCAGCUGGCUCGGGAUUCAGCCCAGGCUAAAAAGAAAUUUCAGGAGGCGAGUAAAGACAAAGACCGUGAGAAGGCCAAAGAGCGCUACAUCAAAGCCACACUAAAGCUUCAUGAGCACCACAACGAGUAUGUCCUGGCGGUGAAGGCAGCUCAGGUACAUCAUCAGCAGCACUUUGGCCAGAGCCAGCCAGCGCUGCUCACAGCCCUGCAGACACUGCAGGAGGAAAUGGUGCUCAUUCUGAAGGAGAUUCUGCAGGAGUACUUUGACCUGUCCAGUCUGAUCCAGGACGAAGUGGUGUGUGUUCAUAAUGAGAUGACCAAUGCCCUCAAAGCCAUCGAACCAUACAGAGAGUAUGAAAGCUUCAUUCAACAGAACAGGUCAAGAGCAGAAGUUCCAGCAUGUGUGGAGUUUGACAGCAGUCUCUUGGAAGAUACUGAACGUUUGAAGCCUGAGGAGCUGGAAGUGAAUGAACUCACUCUGGAAGGAAUACAGCACCGGCUCACUGCUAUCGAGGAGGAACUUCUCAGCAUAGCAGCGACUCUGGGAACACAACAGGCUGCCGUUAACCAGCUGGAAAUGGAUCUGGAAGCCGAAGAGAGUUUGGACAAGUCUGGCCAGAGGGUGUACCAGUUCAGUAAGCGCAAUGCUCUGGAAGACAGCAGGCAGCAGGUGGUAACAUCGAUGGUGGCACGGGCCCGGCUUGAGGCCCAGCGCAGGUUGCUGGCUGACAAACUGCAGAGCCUUGGCAGCGAUGACGCACCGACACUGGGCCUGGAUGAUGAUCGGAUUUCUCUCAACUCCAGCACCUCUGAGCGUGACAAAGACUUCAAGGUUCCCAGCGUGGACAGCAUCAUCAACCACCUGAGCAGCCUGUUCAAGCCCAAGUACACUAGUACUGUGUUUUACGAUGCCUCCCAGGUGCCACCCGCUCUGUCUCCUGUGCCUGAAGUAGAGAAGCCUCUGAGUCAGCAGUGUUGGUACCAUGGUGCCAUCCCACGUGUCGAAGUCCAGGAGCUGCUAAAGAAUGAUGGGGACUUUCUGGUCAGGCAGAGCCAGGGCAAACAGGAGUAUGUGCUGUCUGUCCACUGGGGAGGACAAUGUCGCCACUUUCUCAUUCAGAACACAGAGGGUAUGUAUCGUCUGGAUGGUGAGGGCUUUCACUCUAUACCACUGCUCAUGGACUACCUUCUGAACUCCAACAGAAAUGUCACCAGGAGAACAGAUAUUGUGUUGAAAAGACCCAUCCCAAAGGACAAGUGGUACUUAGAGCAUGAUGACGUUAUCCUUGGCCAAAGCAUUGGGCGGGGGAACUUCGGUGAGGUGUUCAGUGGCCGUCUGCGCUCAGAAAAUACAGCAGUGGCGGUGAAAGCCUGUCGUGAAAACCUUGCCAUGGAACUCAAAAAUAAAUUUCUCAUGGAAGCUCGGAUUCUAAAACAGUAUGACCAUCCGAACAUAGUGAAGCUCAUCGGUGUCUGCACGCAGAAACAGCCCAUCUAUAUAAUCAUGGAGCUGGUGCAAGGGGGAGAUUUCCUGUCCUUCCUCCGUUCAGAGGGACACAGCCUGAAGUCAAAGAUGCUGAUUAGGAUGGCGGAGAAUGUAGCAUCUGGCAUGCAGUACCUGGAGAGCAAGAAGUGUAUCCAUCGGGACCUGGCAGCAAGGAACUGUCUGGUAGGAGAGAAGAGUGUGGUGAAGAUCAGUGAUUUUGGCAUGUCACGCGUUGAACAGGAAGGCGUGUAUUCAGCAACUGGAGGCAUGAAACAGAUCCCAGUAAAAUGGACUGCACCAGAGGCUCUCAACUAUGGACGCUACACCCAUGAGAGUGACGUGUGGAGUUUUGGAGUGCUGCUUUGGGAGACAUUCUCUAGAGGUGUAACUCCAUACACCAGCAUGAGCAAUCAGCAGACCAGGGACGAAGUAGAAAAAGGGUAUCGUAUGUCAGCUCCCAGUGGCUGUCCAGAUGAGAUCUAUGGUCUGAUGCGACGCUGCUGGCUGCAUGACCCAAGAAUGCGUCCUUCCUUCAGUAAAAUCAGGACAGAGCUACACGCUCUCUGCAGUUAACACACACAUGCGGGGACACACAUCACUUAAGCUGUACUUUUUGACACACAUGCAAAGUUAUAUAUAAUGUCUAAAUAAACAGAACUUUUUUAUAUGACUGUCUUUGUAAUGUAUAUUUUGCUUCAAGAACAUUUUAUUUUUAUUUUUUAUGUAUUUAAAAUAUAAAACCUUGUCAUAACUUAUGAUCUCGUUGUAUUCACAUGACAUUGAUUUUUCUCUCAAUAAAGUCAAUGUUGUGACAUAAAGAUAAAAUCAGACUUCACAUGAAUCUUAUUUAAUAGCCUUUGUAAUAUAAGCUGUCUUUGCCAUCUCUUUCAUUCUGUAGCAGCAGUAAUUUAUCAGGUGAUGUAAGCAUGAUCAGGGCUGACAAAUGAACACAUCCCUCUUUCACAAGAUCUGAAUUUUGCUCAUUUUAUCUCCUUCAAAACAGUUUAAAUGCAUUGC
This is a messenger RNA of Tachysurus fulvidraco (yellow catfish), 3271 nucleotides long. RefSeq names its product FES proto-oncogene, tyrosine kinase (gene fes). The record is from RefSeq and is a predicted model, not a curated record. The transcript is spliced from 21 exons. NCBI's taxonomy places the organism in Eukaryota, Metazoa, Chordata, Actinopteri, Siluriformes, Bagridae. Gene Ontology annotation, molecular function: non-membrane spanning protein tyrosine kinase activity; ATP binding. Gene Ontology annotation, biological process: cell adhesion; regulation of mast cell degranulation; peptidyl-tyrosine phosphorylation. The coding region runs from base 329 to 2827 and encodes 832 amino acids.